GUGGGGGUGUGGAGGGCCAAAUUCAGGAUGUAAGGGACCCUUUUUUACAACCCUCAAUUGUUCAUCUCGUGUCGUUCUGAAACUGCCCUUGGACCUCACCGCUUUGGUUGAUCAGUCAGGGUUUUCUGGGUGCCUCUUUGAGACCACCAUGGAAGGCUUCUGCUGGUGACCACUGGCUCAAGCGGACGUGGCACUGCCAUGCAUCCAUUGCCCUCCAGCGCAGCUUCACCACCAAUCCUCUCCGACCCCCGCGCCACGGAACUGCUACGGCAGAGACAGGAGAGGAACAAUGCUCUUGCCUCAGUCACGCAACCACGAGGAGGGCGAGUUCGUUCAGGGUUCAGCCUGGGCGUGCUUUGGUCUGCUGGUGCUCACCAUUCAUCAAUGGUCCUCGGCCGACAAAGAUCCAAGCAGACCUGGAGGACAAGUCCGCGAGGAGCUCCAGAAGAGAGCACAGAAAGGUCCCGAACCUCCCCGUGCCGUCCGGUUCUCACUUCGGAUCUUCGAGAUGAGUUGCAGAAGCUCUGCGAUGGACACGGAACGGCCGGUGGCUCCAGAAACCUCGAGUACUUUCUCGAACAGAUUAUGUUCCCAGAGGUGAGGAACUCCCAGAGGUCGAUCCUUCGACAGAUUCUGAGGAUACUGUCCGAGAAACAGGAGGCGCAACUGGUGUAUACUGUCUUGGAGGCCAUCCGGACACAUAGCAGCCUGAAGCUAGAAGUGUCCAAUUAUGUAGUCGGCAUAUCAACUUGUGCAAAAGCCAAACAGUGGCAGGAAGCAUUGAAGUUGUUUGAGACCAUGCCGAAGUCAAAAAUUCAGCCAGAUGUCAUUAGCUACAGUGCGGCCAUCAGUGCCUGUGAGAAGGGCGGGCAAUGGCGGCAUGCAUUGAGGUUGUUUCAGGCAAUGCCCAAAGCGACAGUUCAGCCAGAUGUUAUCAGCUACAAUGCAUCCAUCAGAGCCUGUGAGAAGGGCGGGCAAUGGUGGCAAGCAUUGAAGCUGUUGGUGGAUAUGCCUAAGGAAAUAGUUCAUCCGUCAGUCAUCACCUACAGUGCGGCCAUCAGUGCCUGCGAGAAGGGCGGGCAAUGGCAGCAAGCAUUGACCUUGUUUGAGGUCAUGCCAAAGGCAACAGUUCAGCCAAACAUAGUCAGCUACAGUGCGGCCAUCAGUGCAUGUGAGAAGGGUGGGCAGUGGCAGCAAGCCUUGAAACUGUUUGAGGCCAUGCCCAACGCAUCAAUUCAGCCCAACAUAUUCAGCUACAGUGCGGCCAUCAGUGCCUGUGAGAAGGGUCGGGCAAUGGCAGCAAGCCUUGAUCUUGUUUGACGCCAUUUUUGAGGCAAGAGUUCAGCCAUCGGUCAUCAGCUACAGUGCGGCCAUCAGUGCAAUGGAGAAGGGCGGGAAAUGGCAGCACGCUUUGAAGUUGUUUGAUACCAUGCCUAAGGCAAGAGUUCGGCGUGAAGUGAUCAGCUACAAUGCGGCCAUCAGUGCCUGUGAGAAGGGCGGGCAAUGGAAGCAAGCAUUGAAGUUGUUCGAGGCCGUGCCCAAGUCGAAAGGUCAUCCCGAUGUCAUCAGCUAUAGUGCGGCCAUCAGUGCUUGUGAGAAGGCCGGGCAGUGGCAGCAAGUAUUGCAGCUGUUUAAGCUCAUGCCCAGUGCACGAAUUCAGCCAGCGGUCAUCAGCUACAGUGCCGCCAUCAAUGCUUGUGAGAUUGGUGGGCAAUGGCAGCAGGCAUCGACGUUGUUGGAGGCCAUCGGUCAUCGGCUUCUGUGCAGCCAUUUGUGCCUGUGAAAUGGUGGAGCAUUUGCUUCAGGUAAUGACAGCGCAAGUUGGUGCCGCAAAAUCAUCCAAAGUCUGUUUUGCUUUGUUUGAUCACAUUUGGUGGACCUUUGAAUCCGGAUUGGUAUCGAUUGGCUGGCUCAGGGGACGUGACCAGUGAGAUGCGCCCCGUUUGGUCGCACACACCUGACCGGAGCAGCACUGGAGGAGCCAUGCUUUGCCAUGCGCCAUGCUUUGCCCGUUGAUUGGUUCGAACCGUGGGACUGGUUGAAAUAGAGGUGUCGAAGCAUUGACCCUAGUUUCAACCACCCCAGCAUACGUAAAUAUGCCGGACAACCACCCCAGCAUAAGUAAAUAUGCCGGACAUGGAGGCUCCAGGCCAUUAAUUUUGG
Messenger RNA from Durusdinium trenchii, 2163 nucleotides. NCBI's taxonomy places the organism in Eukaryota, Dinophyceae, Suessiales, Symbiodiniaceae. The record is from the annotation of a GenBank genome assembly.